This is a messenger RNA of Arachis stenosperma, 2102 nucleotides long. Its product is annotated as wall-associated receptor kinase-like 20. The coding region runs from base 1 to 1926 and encodes 641 amino acids. Gene Ontology annotation, cellular component: plasma membrane. The transcript has 2 exons. Lineage: Eukaryota; Viridiplantae; Streptophyta; Magnoliopsida; Fabales; Fabaceae. Gene Ontology annotation, biological process: protein phosphorylation; cell surface receptor signaling pathway. The record is from RefSeq and is a predicted model, not a curated record. Gene Ontology annotation, molecular function: ATP binding; protein serine/threonine kinase activity.
AUGAAACAACAUAAAAUUACUACGCUAAUAGCCACAAUUGCAGCACUAUUGCUAUCAUGCACUGCCACGCGUCAGUGUGUGAAUUGUGGCCCACACCCAGUUCCAUAUCCGUUAAGCACCGGACCGGACUGCGGUGACCCGAGUUAUAAAAUCCGGUGCAUCGGAGGUAUAUUGUGGUUCGACGCACUUGCCGGGUCAUCCUACAUGAUCAAGUCCAUCAACCCGACAACCCGCCAUAUCAUAAUCCAACCUGCCACACUUGAUAGAAGCGCGUGUGUAUCGACGGACUUGCAUUUUGAAGGCAUUCGCCUCAAUGAAACCCUUCCUUUUGCCGUUGCCACCGGCAACACUAUCAUUUUGUUGAAUUGUACCAUCAACGCGCCUCACACGCCGCCACUCGACUGCUCCGCAAGUAGCCCGUGCCACAGUUACAUUAAGGACCAUAAAGAUGCCUACGCGUGCGGGCGUGUGGCAACUUGUUGUGUCUACAAAACCAGUGGGCCCCACAAGGAGUACGAGGUUCGGGUUCGCGGUAGUGGUGGUUGUGCGGCGUAUCAGAGUUUUGUGGACUUUAACGGUGUGUCGGGGACACCAGGGAAUGGGUGGCCAGAUUUAGGGGUUGCAAUUGAGUGGGUGGCACCACAGGAACCGGUUUGCAAGGGGCCAAUGGAUUGCAAUGCAUUGUUGAAUUCCAAGUGUGGAGUGGGUCCCACAAGUGGUGGGGUGCAAAGGUGCUUGUGCAUUGCUGGCUUCAAGUGGGAUCCUGCUAAUGGGUUAUGUCAAGGUCUAGGAGGUCAAGCUCAAACUCAAGUUCAGAGUCAAAUUUCAACUGUGGCUGCUUCCUUAGGUGGAAUAAUCACCAUUGCAGUAGUAAUUGGAGCCCUUUUAUACAAGAAGCAAAUUGAAAUGAAGAAAAAAGCAAAGAAAACCUCGAACAAAAAGAAGAAAGAAAUACUCACAAGUGCCAAAGCAACUCCAUUGUCAUCAAGGAUCUUCACGGGCAGAGAGAUCAGGAAAGCAACCAACAACUUCGCCGAAGAAAACCUCAUCGGCUCUGGUGGCUUCGGCGAAGUGUUCAAAGGCACCUUUGAUGACGGAUCCAUAACUGCCAUCAAGCGUGCCAAACUUGGAAGCACAAAAGGCAUUGAUCAAAUCCAAAAUGAAGUUAAGGUACUCUGCCAAGUUAACCACAGAAGCCUAGUGAGACUCCUUGGUUGUUGCUUGGAGCUAGAGCACCCUUUACUAAUUUAUGAGUAUAUUUCUAAUGGGACACUCUUUGAUUACCUCCAUCGUCUCCCUUUGGUCGGAGUAGGCGAAAGGCAACCACUUAAAUGGCACACAAGACUAAAAAUCGCACACCAAACAGCCGAAGGACUUUCAUAUCUUCACUCUGCGGCCGUGCCCCCAAUCUACCACCGAGAUGUAAAAUCUAGCAAUAUUCUUCUUGAUGACAAGUUUGAUGCCAAGGUUUCUGAUUUCGGCUUGUCUAGGCUUGUUGAAUUAGCUGAAGAAAACAAGAGUCAUAUCUUUACGAGUGCGCAGGGGACUCUUGGAUACCUCGAUCCGGAAUACUACCGAAACUUUCAACUGACCGAUAAGAGUGAUGUUUAUAGCUUUGGAGUUGUGUUAAUGGAGCUACUCACUGCUCAGAGGGCUAUUGACUUUAACAGGGAGGAAGAGAAUGUGAACUUGGCAGUGUAUGCUAAGAAGAAAAUAGUUGAGGACAGGCUUAUGGAGGUUCUUGAUCCGUUGCUUAAAGAUGGAUCUAGCAAUGUGGAACUGGAAACUAUGAAAUCUUUGGGUUAUCUUGCAGCUUCAUGCUUGGAUGAUCAGAGGCAUAAAAGGCCUUCUAUGAAAGAGGUUUCUGAUGAGAUUGAAUACCUUAUUAAUGUUGUUAAGGGUCAAGGUUUCAAAUCCAAACUAUAGACUUACUAUGUUCCUAUUCCCCCCGUAUCAAAAUAACUUUUCCUUUUAUUUUUUAAUACAUCAGUUUUAAUAAUGACUCUAGACCCCUAAAUAAGAAUAAAAAAACUAUGUCAUUUAAGUUAUAACUCCUUGAUACAUCUCAUUUACUAUUGAAUGGGAUGUAGAACUUAUUUUGA